Linum trigynum is the source of this 2258-nucleotide messenger RNA. Lineage: Eukaryota; Viridiplantae; Streptophyta; Magnoliopsida; Malpighiales; Linaceae. The record is from the annotation of a GenBank genome assembly.
AGAUCUCUCCUUCCACAAAACCCUUUGCUAGGUUUUCUCUUAUGGUAUCAGAGCCGCCGCUCUAAGGGAUUCCGCCAUGUCAGGUACUAGCUCACCGUCACCCAACACACCGCCGAACACUGGCAACGGAGCUAGAGUCAUCGAUCCACACAAUGUUCAGUUUGGGUCGUUUGGAGCUGAAGGAAACACUGGGCACUCAGGCAAUGCAGAGGUGAUCAUGUUUGGUAAUCCUCUCUACCUGAACCCUAAUGAGAAUCUGAGCCUACCCAUCGUUUCUAAGUUGAUGGAUGGCAACAACUAUAGCAUGUGGAGUAGAUCUGUGUUGAAUGUGUUAAAAACAAAACACAAAAUGGGUUUUGUGGAUGGGUCUCUACCCAGACCAGCAAUUCAUGACCCGCAGUUUCACCUAUGGGAUGGUUGUAACACAGUAGUGCUUACAUGGAUUUUGAACUCACUGAACAAGGAUAUAAGGCGUUCAGUGAUGAGGCAUGAUAAUGCCAAAGUUUUGUGGGAUGAGUUAAGGCGCAGAUUUGGUCAAUUAAAUGCCAACAGACUCAUCAACUUGGAAGACGAGAUACAUAAGUGCAAGCAAGGAACUCAAAGUAUAACUCAGUAUUAUACCCAAAUCAAAAGCUUAUGGGACGAGUAUACUGAGUAUAACCCCUUUGUGGCAUGUAAUUGCCUUCCAGGGAACAUCAAUCCAUGUACAGCUGUUGAAGCUUUUGAGAGAAAAUAGGAAACAGACUUACCUAAUUCGUUUUCUCAGAGGUCUGAAUCCUGAUUUUGAGAUUAUUAAGAAGCAGCUGCUGAUGUUAAAGCCUCUACCAACUGUCACCAUAGCAGUUGAUGAUUUACUACAAUAUGAACAAGAGCUGAAGGCUCAUGGUGGUACUAAGAAAGGGCAAUCAGUUGCCUUGGCUGUUGGAGGAGAAGGAACAAGAGACAAUGAGGCAACAGAUCAGGGUUCAGGGAAGAAGUUCUGUAGGUUCUGCAAGCGCACCAAUCACUAUAUUGAAGAAUGUUGGAGGUUGAAAAAGAAGAAAGAAGCUGGAGAGAAGGAUGGUAAAGGUCAAGCAGGAAACCAGAGAUUUGCUGGGUCAGUGUCUCAAGGAAGUUCCAGUGGGAGUGAGAAUCCUACAGAAGCAAGCUACACAAGUGACACUGGCACUGUAAGUAGAUCCACACUUGGCUUUACACCUGAGGAAAUGGCUAGAUUGAGGUAUAUGUUGCAGGCUGGUGCUAAUCAGCCACCCAUACCCAAUUCCUCACCUUCACCUCCUAGCUCACCUUCCAUUCGACACCAAGCCUUUUCUAUGUCUCGGUAUUUACCACCAUUUCCUAACUUUGAAGGUAAAUAUGUCCUUUCCUCCCAAGCAAGUGUUAAUAGCAAUCACUUAGUCAACUUCUGGAUCCUAGAUACAGGUGCAUCUGACCACAUUGCAUGUUCUCUAGCUUUAUUCAUUGAUCAUAAGCGAGUCCAUGACACUUUUGUGCACCUACCAAACACCACAAAGGUUCCAGUAACUCAUACAGGAACUGUAAAACUUCCAACAGGAUUGCAUUUGUACAAUGUACUCCUGGUUCCUAGUUUUUCCUUCAAUCUAGUGUCAGUAAGUAGGCUCACUCGUGACUUACCCUUAGCCUUACACUUCCAUUCUGAUCUUUGCCAAAUCCAGGACCUACUAAGCAAGACGACGAUUGGUUUAGCAAAAGAAUCUAGAGGACUAUACCAGCUUAGUUUUUCAAGCCCUUCACUCACACUUCCAGUCCACCUACCACAAGCUUCCAGUGUUUACAACUUCCAUCCUCACCAAGUUGAUCUCUGGCAUUGGAGGCUAGGACACCCUAGUAGUGAUAGGCAAUCCUUGUUACACAAGCUAGAUUCUACUGUUUCAAUUUCCAAAUCAGAACACAGUAAUGUCUGUCAUCUUUCUAAACACAAGAGACAACCAUUUCCUAUUAGUACCAGUACUGCAACAGAACCCUUUCAGUUGAUACAUAUCGACAUUUGGGGUCUUUUAUCAGUUGUUUCCUAUGAUGGUUAUGUCUAUUUUUUAACUGUGGUUGUGAUUGCACAAGAGCAGUGUGGGUUUAUCUUAUGAAACACAAAAGUGAAGCCAGAGAUUUGUUUAAAGGCUUCUGCCAAUUGGUUAAAAAUCAGUUUGGCACAACUGUCAAAACAGUAAGAAGUGAUCAAGGAAAGGAAUUUGAUAUGUGUGACUUUUACAUGGCUGAAGGAAUAGAGCACCAGAUGUCCU